UUGGGGCGGAAGUGCCCGAGAGUAGAGGAGAAUGGCGGCGGAGGCCUGGUGUUGGCGACGGGGCUGGGGCCAGCGGUGCCCAGGGAGGCCUGGGCUUCCUGGCCCCGGCCCAGGCCCCGCUGUAUGUCUACGUCUUCUUCUGUUGCUGGGCCUGGCGGCUGCGGAUAUAACUGACGGCAACAGUGAGCACCUGAAGCGGGAGCAUUCGCUCAUCAAGCCCUACCAAGGGGUCGGCUCCAGCUCCAUGCCACUCUGGGACUUUCAAGGCAGUACUAUGCUCACGAGCCAGUACGUGCGCCUGACCCCCGACGAACGCAGCAAAGAGGGCUCUAUUUGGAACCACCAGCCUUGCUUCCUGAAGGACUGGGAAAUGCACGUCCACUUCAGAGUCCAUGGCACAGGGAAGAAGAAUCUCCAUGGAGAUGGCAUCGCCUUGUGGUACACCCGGGACCGCCUUGUGCCAGGGCCCGUGUUUGGAAGCAAAGACAACUUCCAUGGUUUAGCCAUCUUCCUGGACACAUACCCCAAUGAUGAGAGCACUGAGCGUGUGUUCCCGUACAUCUCGGUGAUGGUGAACAAUGGCUCCCUGUCCUACGACCAUAGCAAGGAUGGGCGCUGGACUGAGCUGGCAGGCUGCACCGCUGACUUCCGCAACCGGGACCACGAUACCUUCCUGGCUGUGCGCUACUCUCGGGGCCGUCUGACGGUGAUGACUGACUUGGAGGACAAGAAUGAGUGGAAGAACUGCAUUGACAUCACAGGCGUGCGCCUGCCUACUGGCUACUACUUCGGAGCCUCAGCUGGCACCGGCGACCUGUCUGACAAUCAUGACAUCAUCUCCAUCAAGCUGUUCCAGCUCAUGGUAGAGCAUACACCUGAGGAGGAAAACAUUGACUGGACCAAGAUUGAGCCUGGUGUCAACUUCCUCAAGUCACCCAAAGACAAUGUGGACGACCCCACUGGGAACUUCCGCAGCGGGCCCCUGACGGGAUGGCGGGUGUUCCUGCUGCUGCUGUGUGCUCUUCUGGGCAUCAUCGUCUGUGCUGUGGUGGGAGCCGUGGUGUUUCAGAAGCGCCAAGAGCGGAAUAAACGUUUCUACUGAGCGGCCAGUUUGGCUGGGAAGGGCCUGAGCUUGGGCCACGACGUUUAUGUGAACUUUUUUUUUUACUGGGAUUGUAAAAGAAAAACAAGAUGACCUUAUUUCUUAACCGUUUCCAAGAAAUGAUUAAAGUAUUUUCAUACAUUUUGCUUCUUGCCCAGCUGGGACAGCCGGGCUGGGGGCUAGCAUUCAGCAUUCUCAAAGCUGAAGAUCUCGGCCUGCCCAGGGUAUAUGUGGGGGGUGGGGGGUAUGUGUACCCAGGGCCCAGCUAGGCCCUACAGGUGGCUGUCAAACACUGGAUGGUCUCCUAGAUCACAUAGGGUGGCUCCUUAGGACCCAUGCGGUGGUUUUGUUCUGAGGUGUGUGGUAGCAACUAGUGUUGGGGAACCUGGGUCUUUGUAGUGUCCAAGGCAAGCCUCAACUCAGGCUGGGGGAGCAAUUUUAGUGAGGCUCAAGAGUGUGACCAUGUACUCAAUAAAGUCAGAUAACCUGCCUCA
Messenger RNA from Jaculus jaculus (lesser Egyptian jerboa), 1596 nucleotides. It is a transcript of the gene Lman2, whose product is annotated as lectin, mannose binding 2. Gene Ontology annotation, molecular function: D-mannose binding. The transcript is spliced from 8 exons. Gene Ontology annotation, biological process: Golgi organization; endoplasmic reticulum to Golgi vesicle-mediated transport; endoplasmic reticulum organization. Gene Ontology annotation, cellular component: Golgi membrane; endoplasmic reticulum-Golgi intermediate compartment; endoplasmic reticulum membrane. The record is from RefSeq and is a predicted model, not a curated record. The coding region runs from base 32 to 1102 and encodes 356 amino acids. Lineage: Eukaryota; Metazoa; Chordata; Mammalia; Rodentia; Dipodidae.